Solanum tuberosum (potato) is the source of this 1938-nucleotide messenger RNA. RefSeq lists its product as uncharacterized. The record is from RefSeq and is a predicted model, not a curated record. The transcript has 6 exons. Lineage: Eukaryota; Viridiplantae; Streptophyta; Magnoliopsida; Solanales; Solanaceae. Bases 523 to 1467 code for a protein of 314 amino acids.
CCCCCCCCCACACACAACAAUCCCUCUUCCUGCGGGAAACACGGGGUAGUGUUUUUUGGAAUUUUUUGGCUAUGGGGUAUGUCAUUUUCCAAAAAUUAACACAUUUGUGUUGAAAAGUUUGUAGCUUUAUUGAAUUCAAAGAAGGGUCUUUGGUGUUCUUGAGUUUUUGAGUUUUGGGGGUUUGAAAUUUUUGGUUUGUUUGUGUUCUUGAUUGUGGGGUUGUUUUAGAAAAAAGAGAUCGAAAAGAUAUCUGUUUCCUUUUAUUUCUUUUUUAAAGUUUUCCUGUUAGGUAAAUUUUCUUUUGAAAGUCUAAAAGGUGUUUUAAUAAAAGGGUAAUAAAAUCCUGUUAUUGUCUCUUCCCCUCUCUACAUUUGCCUUUUUUCCUCUGUUUUGUGUUUGUUUUCCUUUGUGGGGAUAUCCUUUUAUCUCAUCAUAUAGUUAGAAAGAGAGAGAAGCAAUCAGUUUCAUUUCUCUUUCUCUCUUGCUCUCUUUGUGUUUUGUUCAUUUUCCCCUUUGAAAACAAUGGAGAAAGGCUCAAUGCAAUCAAAUCUUGAGUCUUUUUUGGAUUGCACAACACCAUUAGUAGCAUCCCAGUUCCUUGCCAAGAGUGAAAUUAGAAACCUUAAUAAGCUUUGGCAUCCUAAGGAAAGGGAGGAAAUUGAAUACUUCACAUUGGCUGAUCUUUGGAAUUGUUUUGAUGAAUGGAGUGCUUAUGGUGCUGGAGUUCCAAUCAGAUUAGAUUCUGGUGAAACUUUAGUUCAAUAUUAUGUGCCUUAUCUUUCAGCAAUUCAAAUUUUCACCAGCAGUUCAUCUGUAAGCAUUUUAAGGGAGGAGACUGAGUCUGCGUGGGAAAUGAGGGAUUCUUUCAGUGAUUCAUUCAGUGAAGAGAGUGAGAGUGAAAAGCUUUCGAGAUCGGAUGGGGGUUCAUCGGAGGAAGGUCUAUUUGAGCAAGAUAAUCACUUGCAAAUGAAUAAUAGAUUGGGUUACCUUUAUUAUCAAUACUUUGAGAGAUCUUCUCCAUAUGGAAGAGUACCUCUGGUGGAUAAGAUUAGUAGCUUAGCUGAAAGACACCCUGGAUUAAUGUCAUUGAGAAGCGUAGAUCUUUCACCAGCUAGUUGGAUGUCAGUUGCUUGGUAUCCGAUAUAUCACAUUCCCAUGGGAAGAACCAUUAAAGACUUGUCGACAUGCUUUCUCACAUUCCACACCCUUUCUUCUUCUUUUCAAGAUAUGGACCUUGAAGAUAACACAGAGAAAGGUAUUAGGAAACGUAACGAAGGGGAAGCAAUCCCACUUCCACCUUUCGGUUUGGGAACUUACAAGAUGCAGGGUAAUGUUUGGAUUUCAGACAGAAGUGGGAGGGACCAAGAGAGGAUGGUGUCACUAUUAAGCGUGGCCGAUUCUUGGCUAAAGCAAUUGGGGGUCCAGCACCAUGACUUUAACUACUUCUUGGGCAUUCGUCAUGGCUAAAAUCUCCAAUGAUGGCAUACUCUUUAAACCCCUCCAAUGGACCAAUACUGAAGUUGCCCUCUCUUGGCACUGAGGUGAUGUUUUUUUAAGCUCGGAAGCAUGAAUAUCCUCGAAAGAGGAUCGUAGUAAUGUCUUCUUUGCAAUAGGCUUUUUUUUUUCGUGAUCCCCUCACCUUGAUUACCAAAAUGAGGAUUGUAGUAAUGCAAUCUCUUAAACUUCAGACUUGUGUGAUUUCUGUAUUAUGUAUAGGGAUUAGCUUAGUUUUGAAGGGAUAAAUUUUGAGGUGAAGUGAGAGAUUAGCGUGGACGCGUCGUAUUAACUGUGGAUUAAUGAUCAUGAACUGACUAUGAUUAAAACCUUCAUAUUGUGAGCAAUUCUUGCAAGCUUUUGCAAAAAUGGCUCCUUAUAUUGUAUGAUUCUGUAGAAGCUCAACUCUUUUUUUUAUGUAUAUUUUAUGUAUAUGUGUUUAGA